Messenger RNA from Quercus robur (English oak), 1086 nucleotides. Its product is annotated as ATP-dependent DNA helicase RRM3-like. The transcript has a single exon. NCBI's taxonomy places the organism in Eukaryota, Viridiplantae, Streptophyta, Magnoliopsida, Fagales, Fagaceae. The record is from RefSeq and is a predicted model, not a curated record. Bases 1 to 1086 code for a protein of 361 amino acids. Gene Ontology annotation, biological process: DNA repair; telomere maintenance. Gene Ontology annotation, molecular function: DNA helicase activity.
AUGGGAAUAGACUUAUUCAAGAAGAAGUCGUAUGAUGUAUCAAGUUUGAAAAGAGAACAUGAGACCCUAAUUUCUGGCCUAAACAAUGAACAGAGAAUAAUCUACAAUUCUAUAAUGGAAGCUGUUGCUACUGAAAGAGGGGGAAUGUUUUUUGUCUAUGGACAUGGUGGAACGGGUAAAACGUAUCUUUAUAGAACCAUCAUGUAUGGUAUAAGAUCAAAAGGCAAAAUUGCUCUUGCUAUUGCGUCUUCAGGAAUUGCUGCUUUGUUGCUUCCUGGUGGAAGGACUGCUCACUCGAGAUUUCAUAUCCCAAUUAAUGUAAAUGAUGACUCUACCUGUGACAUAAAGCAAAGAACACAAGCAGCAGAACUUCUCUCAAAAACAAGCAUUAUACUUUGGGAUGAAGCACCGAUGGCACAUAGGAAUUGUUUUGAAGCUGUUGACCGCACGUUACGAGAUAUACUACAAAUUAAAGAUCCUCAAAAUGCUGAAAAACCUUUUGGUGGUAAAGUUGUAGUUCUAGGGGGUGAUUUUCAACAAAUACUUCCAAUUGUGAGAAAGGGAAGACGAGAAGAUAUAGUCCAAUCCUCAAUUAGCAAGUCAUAUCUAUGGAAUGAUUGUAAUGUCUUUAAACUCCAAACAAAUAUGAUGCUUCUACAGAACAGUAUGAGUGGAAUAGAAACAUCAUCUAUAAAGGACUUUAGUGAGUGGAUUCUUAAAAUAGGUAAUGGUGAAUUAGGAGAAGGAGAUGGGGAUUACAACAUUUCAAUUCCAAGUGAUUUGAUUAUCCAACCUUCAGAGAAUCCAAUGCAAAAUAUUAUUGACAACACAUAUCCAGGUUUGGAAAAUAAAUACACAGAUCCAAGUUACCUACUGGAUAGGGCAAUUCUUGCCCCUAAAAAUGAAGUUGUAGAAGAACUAAAUGACUAUAUUGUGUCAUCCUUAAAUGGAGAAGUUCAUGAAUAUCUAAGUUCAGAUUCUAUAUGCAAGGCUUCUUCAAAUGUUCCUGACCAAGAUCUCCUAUAUACUGUUGAAUUUUUGAACACGUUGAGAUUUCCAGGAUUGCCAAACCAUAAACUGACAUAA